Anguilla rostrata (American eel) is the source of this 3119-nucleotide messenger RNA. It is a transcript of the gene nvl, whose product is annotated as nuclear VCP like. The transcript has 23 exons. Gene Ontology annotation, biological process: ribosome biogenesis. The coding region runs from base 301 to 3006 and encodes 901 amino acids. Gene Ontology annotation, molecular function: ATP binding; ATP hydrolysis activity; RNA binding. Gene Ontology annotation, cellular component: nucleus. The record is from RefSeq and is a predicted model, not a curated record. NCBI's taxonomy places the organism in Eukaryota, Metazoa, Chordata, Actinopteri, Anguilliformes, Anguillidae.
ACUAAGUAAUUCUGUUUAGCGAUUAACUAUAGUGGGUUUUUAAUUGUAUUUUUGUUAAAUUUUUACCUGAUAAUUUUGAAUGUGUUACCUUUUCAGUCGGGCAAAAUCCAAGACAGCUCUACCUAAAGACCCAAGAUUCACGUGGAGUGUUGUGAAGCCGCAGGAAUAUUUCGGAAGCAGAAAUUAUUUUCCUUAUUUCCAUAGCAAAGGAGUCAUUCCGUCAUUCCUGCGUACAUCUGCACGGAUUUCGUAUCGUGGUAAGUUAUUGUAUAGGGUUAUAAGAAAACCGACUCGAGGGAAAUGAAGAACAGAGGUGGUGGCGGAUGUGGUAUAGACAACCGGCUGAAACAGCGAGUUGAACAGUAUUUGAGCUCACAGACAAGUCGAUAUGUCGACAUUGGAGCGAUGGCAGAACACCUCCAGAGGCUCUACAGAAUGGAAUAUGGACGACGAAACAAAACUGCAUUUAGGAUACAGGUGGAGAAAGUGCAUGGAGUGAUAUGCAGCGAGGCUGGCAUCACUGAUUUGGAGAGCAAGCAUUUGGCCAAAAGGGCCAGACACAGUCAGGGAGCUGACAGGGAUGAGGUUAGCCUCUCAGACGACUCUUCAGACAGCGAAGAUGAUGUGCCUGACAACGUGCCCAGCAAUCAGAUGAACAGCUCCCUGACGUCCCUGUACCGAAAAGGGGUUCCGGAGGGGGGCAGCCCUGCACCCGGGGAGCCGUCGGGGGACGGUCCCGUCACAGCCCCCGUCGUUGGCACCGUUCCCCCGGGGACCAGAGUGUCCAGGGGGGGCUGGUUCAUCGACAGGGGCCGGGGGGUCGAGGAGAAGAACAUCCUGAUCGACCUUUCUCAGGAGGAUGACGCCAACUCGACGAAGCAUGCUGAUGUUCCCAUGCUGGAGGCAGAGAAGAAGCUGAAGAAGAACAGACUGAAAAAAGGAAAGAGAAGGAAAGAAGGAGAUUUUCAGGGCGUUGAUGGAGAUGUGGAGGCCAGCAUUAUGAACAAGAAAGCCAGGACGAAAACCCCAGAGCUCCAGUACUCCCUUGUGAAGUUUGAGGACGUUGGCGGCAGUGAGGAGACGCUGAAGGAGGUGUGCAAGCUGCUGAUCCACAUGCGGCACCCGGAGGUGUACCAGCGGCUGGGCGUGGUCCCCCCGCGCGGGUUCCUCCUGCACGGGCCCCCGGGCUGCGGGAAGACUCUGCUGGCCCAGGCGGUGGCGGGGGAAAUGGAGCUGCCCAUGCUGAAGGUGUCUGCCCCAGAGCUGGUGUCGGGCGUGUCGGGGGAGUCGGAGCAGAAGCUGCGGGAGCUCUUUGAGCAGGCUGUGAGCAGCGCUCCGUGCAUCCUGUUCAUCGACGAGAUCGACGCCAUCACCCCGAAGCGGGAGGUGGCCUCCAAGGACAUGGAGAGGAGGAUCGUGGCGCAGAUGCUCACCUGCAUGGACGAUCUGAACUCCUUGGCCGUCGCGGCGCAGGUCCUGGUCAUCGGCGCCACCAAUCGGCCGGACUCUCUGGACCCGGCGUUGCGCAGGGCGGGCCGCUUCGACCGGGAGAUCUGUCUGGGGAUCCCGGACGAAGGAGCCAGAUUCAGGAUCCUGAGGACCCUGUGCCGGAAGCUGAAGCUGCCGGAGGGCUUCGACCUCCAGCGGCUGGCGCGCCUCACCCCGGGGUACGUGGGCGCCGACCUCAUGGCGCUGUGCCGCGAGGCGGCGGUGGGCGCCGUGAACCGGGUGCUGCUGGAGACCCAGGAGAGCCGCGCCCUGGCGGAGCGGACCCCCGGGCCUGCUGAGGGACGGGACGGCUGCGAUUCUGAGCCCCGCACGGGGAACCAGGACGGCUGCGUUUCCGAGCCCCACACGGGGAACCAGGAGAUGGCGGAUCCCGGCCCUGCUGCAGAGGGAGGGGUCCAGGCCUCCACUGUGGCCACACCAGGACAGGUCGCCACCGAGGGGGAGCUGUAUCGGCUGCUGGCCCUGCUGAAGAGCUCCAGCGCGCUGACGGAGGGGCAGCUGGCCGGCCUCUGCAUCCUGAUGUCGGACUUCCAGGCCGCCCUGUCCUGCGUGCAGCCCUCGGCCAAGCGGGAGGGCUUCGCCACCGUGCCCGACGUGACCUGGGACGACAUCGGGGCCCUGCAGGACAUCCGCGAGGAGCUCACCAUGGCCAUCCUGGCCCCCGUGCGGAAUCCGGAGCAGUUCAGGGCCCUGGGGCUAAGCGCUCCGGCCGGGGUGCUCCUGGCUGGCCCCCCCGGCUGCGGAAAGACCCUGCUGGCUAAGGCUGUUGCCAAUGAGUCUGGGCUGAACUUCAUCUCGGUCAAGGGUCCAGAGCUGCUGAACAUGUACGUGGGAGAGAGUGAGAGGGCUGUCCGUCAGGUGUUUCAGAGAGGCCAAAACUCCGCCCCUUGCGUUAUCUUCUUCGAUGAGAUCGACGCCCUCUGCCCCCGACGAUCUGGAUACGAGUCGGGGGCCAGCGUCCGCGUCGUCAACCAGCUGCUCACCGAGAUGGACGGCCUGGAGGCCCGACGACAGGUCUUCAUCAUGGCCGCCACCAACCGACCAGACAUCAUCGACCCCGCCGUCCUCCGGCCCGGUCGUCUGGACAAGACCUUGUACGUGGGGCUGCCCCCUCCGCCCGACCGGCACGCCAUCCUGCUCACAAUCACCAAGGGUGGCACUAAGCCCAAACUGGCGGCGGACGUCAACCUGGAGGAGAUCGCCAGCGACGGGCGCUGCGACUGCUUCACGAGUUCACUCUGCUACCUCCACUCUCACACCUCCUCCACCUGUAAGAGUUCACUCUGCUACCCCCACUCACACACACCUUCCACCUGUAAGAGUUCACUCUGCUACCUCCACUCACACACCUCCUCCACCUAUCACGCCAUCCCGGGUCCUUUGGCGGACAUUAGGGUGAGCAGGCAGAACUUUGAAGAUGCCUUCAGGAAAGUAAAGCCAUCCGUGUCCAAGAAGGACCAGAAGAUGUACGAGCUCUUGAGGGAGUCGCUCACCUGAUGAGGCAUCGUGGUGUCCGGCUUCUCGCCUGAAAAUUUCCAGCGGGAACGCAGAGAAACAUCUUGUUUGUGUAAUUUCUUUUUAAAUAAAAGAAUGUUUUAUAAUUCAGAAAA